AUGGCUUCGAAACUUUUCGGUCGUCGAGGAACGGUCUCUCACAAGGCAAAUAACAACUUGCAGAAUUUUAUCGCCCCCGACACGACACAAGUCUCUACGAGUACCAUAUCGUCCAGCGACUAUGCUCGUCGCUGUAAAGAGCUGAUGGCUUUGGCCAAGGAUCUUCGCGGGCUCGGCGCCGAAAACUUGAAGUUUUUGGACCUUCCCAGCAUCACGGUCAUUGGUGGACAGUCUGCUGGCAAAAGCUCCCUUGUUGAAGCCGUCUCCGGAAUCACCGUUCCCCGCGACAGUGGCACCUGCACCCGAUGCCCUAUGGAAUGCAACAUGUCAAGCUCCACGGCCUCCUGGUCGUGCAACAUUUCCCUUCGUAUUGAUUACGACUCUCGAAGCAGCCCGCGCGAAACACCAGACACAAUCCCUUUCGGGAGCACCAUCACUAACCCCGCCGAUGUCGAAAUUUGGCUUCGUCGAGCACAAGCAGCGAUACUCAGCUAUCCCUGCUCUCACGAGGAACUUUAUACCAAAACCAAAGAGGAGCUUCGUGCUGAGGAUGACCAGCGUCCACUCUUCUCCAAGAAUUCAGUCGUGGUUGAUAUCAAUGACCCCGAUGUCACCGACAUUUGUUUUAUUGAUCUCCCCGGGCUGAUUCAGAAUGACCGUGAGGAGGUACUCCUGGUCGUUCGCGAACUUGUCGUUUCCCGCAUCGAAAGUGACAACACCUUGAUUCUUGUUACGCUCCCGAUGACUGAGGACCUCAAAAAUCAAGAAGCAGCGCGUCUCGCACACAACGCAGACCCCAACGGUGAACGGACGAUCGCGGUCCUCACUAAGCCAGACAUGCUCACCAAAGGCAACCUUGGACUUCGAAAGACCUGGACCAAUAUUCUGGAAGGGCGUACAGAACGAUUAACCCAUGGCUACUACUGCGUUCGCUUGCCAAACGAUGACGAACGCCUACAGCAUAUCCCAAACGUCAAAGCGGAAGAGCGUGCCAUGGAAUUCUUCAAAUCGACGGAGCCUUGGAGUCGGAUAACUGACCGGUCACGAUUCGGCGUCAACAACUUGACAACAUUUCUCAGUGGACUGUUGAUUGAGAAGAUUGAGCUCAAUUUACCCAUUCUUCGGCAGCAGCUUUCGGAUCUCGUCGCAGACUAUACAAACCGGCUCGAGCGUCUCCCUCCACCCCCGAAUAAUGAUUCUGCUGCCGAGGUUCUUCUUCGCAUCAACGCGUUUGUGCAAGAGUAUACCGCUGCCGUUUUGGGGAACGGGGAGAAGAAACUCGCUCAAGACUGUCGCCGUUAUUAUCGGCAGUUCUCAGUCGACAUUCGCAAAACAUGUCCGCAGUUCAUUCCGUUUGUGCAGAGCGGUAAUCCUUUGGAUUAUAAUCAGGGUCCGCCAGCAGAACCAUGGGACGACGACCUUCCGAGCCCCUAUUCGAAUCACCAAUCUGCGGGAGUAAUACAUAACUUGGUCGAUGUUCGGCGAGUCGUACGCAGUUCUGUUGCCUGGGAGCUUCCUACAUAUACCCCAUAUUCCGCUACCGAGGAACUUGUUGGACAACGGACCGAGCAAUGGCGCGAACCCUCGCUUCGCUGUUUCGAUAACAUCGUGACCACUUCGCACAAGUUCCUAGGGGACCUUACGAAGAAGCACUUUAAUCAAUUCUCCGCGUUGGAAGAGUAUAUUCGGCAAGUACAUAGGCACUGGAUAUGUAUACUCCUUGCUGACGGCACCUUUAGGACCAUCAUCGACACCGAAAUCAAUAGGUACAGGGUGCUAGCACUCGACACAUUGGAGAAAGUUCUCGAGAUUGAAUCACAGCCGCUCUUCACGCAUAACAAAAACUUGUUCAUCGCGGAGAGCAAGAAAUGGAAGGCGCAUUACCUCGGGCGGCGGACCCCGUACCAGUAUCACGACGAAACGGAAGAGUAUGACGAAGAACUCACGCUCAUGGCGAAGGUGCGGGCGUACUGGCAGAUUGCGUACCAGCGAAUUGUCGACUACGUUCCCCUCACAAUCGAACAUGAAUUCAAUCGGCGGCUAGUGGAGGGGUUGCACCAUGCUCUGUUGGGAACACUGGUCAAAGGGGAGGAUGUCGAAGGGCGCAUGCGACGGCUCCUUGCAGAGAACCCAGAGAUCUCCAACAAGCGGAGCUCUUUACGAGACCAGUUGAAGAAGUUGAAUGAGAUUCAGCGUCGAUUUGAGCAACUCCAAUGA
Molecule: messenger RNA, 2217 nt
Organism: Mycena indigotica
Lineage: Eukaryota; Fungi; Basidiomycota; Agaricomycetes; Agaricales; Mycenaceae
Exons: 12
Coding region: 1-2217 (738 amino acids)
Cellular component (GO): microtubule; membrane; cytoplasm
Molecular function (GO): GTP binding; microtubule binding; GTPase activity
Source: RefSeq, a predicted model, not a curated record